Astyanax mexicanus (Mexican tetra) is the source of this 3170-nucleotide messenger RNA. It is a transcript of the gene zc3h12aa, whose product is annotated as endoribonuclease ZC3H12A. Gene Ontology annotation, molecular function: RNA endonuclease activity; metal ion binding; mRNA binding. The coding region runs from base 315 to 2135 and encodes 606 amino acids. NCBI's taxonomy places the organism in Eukaryota, Metazoa, Chordata, Actinopteri, Characiformes, Acestrorhamphidae. The transcript has 6 exons. Gene Ontology annotation, cellular component: cytoplasmic ribonucleoprotein granule; nucleus. Gene Ontology annotation, biological process: 3'-UTR-mediated mRNA destabilization; nuclear-transcribed mRNA catabolic process, RNase MRP-dependent. The record is from RefSeq and is a predicted model, not a curated record.
GGUAACACAGGUAAAUCCCAGCCUGUAGCUGAAACAUGUCUAAACCAGGAAGCGGAUGAGUGAAUAAGCAAAGCUCCCGGAGAGUCGUGAGGGACGUGGUCCUGCCUUUGAGUUCCUCUUAAAGACGUGGUUUAACUCUGAGAUUACACAAGUUUUCUACACCUAGCUGUUCAGAGGCUCAGUGAAAAUGCUGGAUUCAUCACCUCAGCGCCGAGAUUUUCCUGACAGGAACAGAAGUAAAUGAAAACAGUCAGUGUGAAGACAGAACAAGGAUGCAUGACUCCAACUAAGGCCAGGCCACACCGCUCAACACAAUGCAACACUGCGCUUCAGAGCUCCAGUUGAGAGUGGACUUUUUCCGUAAACUGGGCUACUCUCAGCAGGAGGUGCAGGCAGCUCUGCAGAAGCUGGGAUUGGGAACAGACACGAACACAGUGCUGGGAGAGCUGGUCCGUGCCGGUGCCAGGGCCUCUCCCACUGCGAGUCAGGAGAGUGAUGAGGUGGGCUCCAGUGUGCCUCACCAAGGAGGGGGCUCAACCAGGAACAAAGAGAAUCACUGGGGCUCUCGGCACACCGCACACGAGGAUGUGGCUGAGCCAGACAAUGACCUGAAGCCCAUUGUGAUUGAUGGUAGCAAUGUGGCAAUGAGUCAUGGGAACAAGGAAGUCUUUUCGUGCCGAGGAAUUGAGCUGGCAGUCAACUACUUCCUUGAAAGAGGACACAGAAACAUUACUGUAUUCGUGCCCUCAUGGCGAAAAGAGCAGCCCAGGCCUGAUGUCCCUAUUUCAGAUCAGCACAUUCUGGGGGAGCUGGAAAGGAAGAAGAUUGUCGUAUUCACGCCCUCACGGCGUGUGGGAGGCAAACGGGUGGUCUGUUAUGACGAUCGCUUUAUUGUCCGACUCGCUCAUGAAGUGGACGGCAUCAUUGUGUCCAAUGACACAUAUCGAGAUCUUCAGAGUGAACGAUCUGAGUGGAAGCGCUGCAUCGAGGAGAGGCUGCUCAUGUACUCCUUUGUCAAUGACAAGUUUAUGCCACCAGAUGAUCCUCUUGGUCGUCAUGGUCCAAACCUGGAUGAUUUCCUGAGAAAGAAACCUCUUUUACCAGACCCAAAGCGCCAGCUCUGUCCUUAUGGAAAAAAAUGCACAUAUGGAAUCAAAUGCAAGUUCCAUCACCCCGAGCGCAUAAAUCAGUCCCAUCGUUCUCUAGCAGAUGAAUUGAGGGACAAUGCUCGACUCUCCAACCCUGUAUACUACUGUCCAGAAGAUGGACGUGGAGUUGGUCCUUCCCACAGAGGUCCAUACCACUGUGAACCUGGCUUUGGCUCAUACUUUCCCUCCCUGGAGCAGGAGCUGGAAAAGAAGCUGACCUUAGACCCCAAAGCCUCUCUUGUGAGAAGCCAGCUCAAUGAUAGCAUGCUGCCCUACCGGGAUGACCUUCGCUGCAGCAAGAACCAUGCCUUUAACCCAGCCAGCCAUGCUCCGCUGGAUUGGCAAAGUCUGCAGUGCCCAUUCCUUACAAACCCUUCUUCUGUCGUUAGUUCAGACUCUGGCCUUGGCUCCUAUGAGAGCCUGUUGUCAGAGACGUCACGAAGCCAUAAGCAUAGGGGCAGCUCUGAUUACAACAGAUCAUCUUUUGAGUUUCAGGAGACAUCUCAUACCUGCGGUUGCUCUUCCGAUACAGCCAGACAAGGAGGACCUCAACGGCUCUCCUCUUUUGACCAGCAUCCAUCAUCUAGCUUCAUUGACUACAGUACAGUACCUUCCCCAAGGCCUGGCCCCGUCCAACACUACAGCCUUCCUGCCUACACUCAGCCCGAUGGGCUCCACCCCAGCCACCCAUCUAACAAGGGAUGGUCUGAUCCACGCUGGCUUCCACAGCCCCGGGAGAUUUAUAGCUUACCAGACUGUCUACACACAGCUGGCCGUCAUAGUCCUGCUGAGAUGUACAGAAACAUCAAGGGCACGGCCAAUCCACAGACCACAGUUUCCUUUGAGGCUGAGCGAGAGGAAGUAAGGAAGAAACUGUAUGCAAUCUUUAACCCGUAUCAUGUAAACAAAGUCAUGGACAUGUUCCCAAAGCUUAAAGAUGCCCAGAAACUGGCAGCAGAAAUUCUCAAGUCCAGAGAAUCAUUCUGAUUUUUCUUCAUGUCAAAAAGUAAACUAAGAUGUUCUUCUAUGAAAAUGAUCUCAGGUGUAACUGUUAUAUGGAAUUUAAUUCCAGCAAACUCAUGAUUGCUCUCUAUUUACUGUUUUCUUUUUGCUGAUUCUUCUGGUUUUUGUUUUAAACCAGACCCAUUGGAGGUAAGUUGUACCUGAAUGUUACAUCACAUAGUUAAUGUGAUGAUUAUGUAUGACAAGAAAGUCAAGUAUUUACUUAUCAUUUCUGUAUCAACUGUGCUUGUUGAUGCACAUUGCAUCUUUUAAUAUUUCUAACUUGUAUGGUAUGGUAUCAUUGUCCUCUGGUGGUUGAUGUUUCUCAGUGUGCCUGUCACUUGUUAAAGAUUUAUUUUAUUGAAUAACUACAGUAAUACAUGUAUGCAGUAAUUGUAGUUGUUUGUUUGUUUAUUUUAUUUAAUUCAAAAAUGACAAAUUAACAUAAAACAGAAACAUUUUAAGUAUGUAUCAGUGGUUUUAAGUAUAACAAUCACUGGUAUUUAAGUAUUACCACUGAUUGAGAUAAGAAUGACAUUGUAAACAUGUUUUUAUAGUGUUGCAGGACAAGUACUGGUCCUUGUGUAGAAACUACACAUCUCUGCAUCUUUAGUUUCAUAGGAACACAGUGCCAUUAAGUUUGUUCAUUUAUGUGCCUUAUUUCUCUUGCCCACCCAGUGACAGCACACUUACAAUAGUUUUACAUAAAUGUGUUAAACUUGCAAAUGUUUUGAAUUCAUUGAUCGUUGAUCAAGGGGGGUCUCACAAAUGAAGCACUUUACUGGAUCUUCAGUGGUUAAACUGAUUGAGAAUACUGAGAAUAAUCUGUGUUCUCUUGUGUUUUAUUUUCUCAUAUAAAGUGCAAAUGUGCAAGUUCUUUUUUGUAUGUUUGUCAUUAUGACUAAGAUGAAUGUGACUAAUGGAGAAGAGUUCUCAGUUGUGCAGCUGAUUGUUAUACAUGUACAAUGAAUUCUGUUCGCAGUGUAUCUUCUUCAAUAAUAAAAGGCAGAGAAAUAUUGA